Molecule: messenger RNA, 1287 nt
Organism: Phyllostomus discolor (pale spear-nosed bat)
Lineage: Eukaryota; Metazoa; Chordata; Mammalia; Chiroptera; Phyllostomidae
Gene: CACYBP
Product: calcyclin binding protein
Exons: 6
Coding region: 234-926 (230 amino acids)
Biological process (GO): heart development
Cellular component (GO): nucleus
Molecular function (GO): S100 protein binding; tubulin binding; ubiquitin protein ligase binding
Source: RefSeq, a predicted model, not a curated record
GACCGGGGAGGCGGCUGGCGCUGGGGGACGGGGCUGUGACGCUAAACUCGCGAAGGUUCUAGAGGCGCCGCGCACGGUAGGCGGGCCGCGGUGUCGCGCAGGGCAGGCGGUGCGCUCGGGCCGCGGGCGCUGCGAGUCGUGCGGGUCCUGCGCAUCGAGCGGCGCGACGUUUCCGGUUUGUUCCCCCCGCGGGGCUGCAUCUCGUGCCUUGCCCGGCCCGGCCCGACCCGACCAUGGCUUCAGCUGUGGAGGAGCUACAGAAAGAUCUAGAAGAGGUCAAGGUGCUGCUGGAAAAGGCCACGAGAAAGAGAGUGCGUGAUGUGCUGACAGCUGAGAAGUCCAAGGUGGAGACGGAAAUCAAGAACAAGAUGCAGCAGAAAGCACAGAGGAAAGCAGAGGCUCUCGACAGCGAGAAGCCGGCCGCCGUGGUGGCUCCCAUCACGACAGGCUACACCGUGAAGAUCAGCAAUUACGGAUGGGACCAGUCGGACAAGUUUGUGAAAAUCUACGUCACGCUGGCUGGCGUCCACCACGUCCCCGCUGAGAACGUGCAGGUGCACUUCACGGAGAGGUCAUUCGAUCUCUUGGUCAAGAAUCUCAACGGGAAGAAUUACUCCAUGAUUGUGAACAAUCUCUUGAAACCCAUCUCUGUGGAAGGCAGUUCAAAAAAAGUCAAGACGGACACGGUGAUUGUCUUAUGUAGGAAGAAAGCGGAAAACACACGGUGGGACUACCUGACGCAGGUAGAAAAGGAGUGCAAAGACAAAGAAAAACCUUCCUAUGACACGGAAACAGACCCUAGUGAGGGAUUAAUGAAUGUUCUGAAGAAAAUCUAUGAAGACGGAGACGACGAUAUGAAGCGAACCAUCAAUAAAGCCUGGGUGCAGUCCAGGGAGAAGCAAGCCAAAGGAGACACGGAGUUUUGAGGCCGGAAGGCCCCUGGGAACUGACGGGGAAGGGCCGCUGUCCGGUGAGGACGCGCGGGUGAGCUGCACGGAGAAGUGUAACGGGUAACUUGGCAGAGCCGUCUUCUGAGUCAAGGCAGUGAAUUCUCCUCCUGGAGGAUUUAUUUAAAUAAAAUACGCUUAUUAAACACUUCCUCUAAAGAUGGUUUCCUUAGUAAACUGGUCAUUUUGUUCAAGAAGGAAUAACACUGUCGCACGGGAAAUGUGGAAAAGCCAGUCUUGCCAGUGAAAGUGCCGUGUAGUGUUUCUGUUCAGCUGAGAGGUAGAAAAGUUACUGCUGCUUAGGUUCCUGACAUCAGUUCUCACCAGUGUAAGAAUAAGU